AUGGCAAGCUCAUCUCGAUCCGUUGUGACCUCGGCCAAGCGACGGAACCGCAGACGUCGUCAAGACAAGCCAUCCAUCGCCGCCAAGCUCAUCCUCGAUGACCAUAUCAAGAGCGAUGUCGGCAUUGUGUCCGAGGACAUUUUCCACGAUCUCUUCCCCAAUACUAGUGAUGGCGCCGCCCAGAAUAACAUCCAUCAUAUCGCGAUCGCUCCAUGGGCGCCAAACGCGAGCCCGGCCGAUAGUCCGUGGUCAAUUGUCCCGAUAAUACAGUCUUCUACUCUCUCCCCAUCGACCGUCCGAUUCUCGCCCUCGUCCGCUUCUCUCCAGAGCUUCGCCGUAACCCUGCAACAGGUUGCUCCGUCCAAGCUGUCGAGCCAUAGUCGAGGUGGAAUCGAGAUUCUCGUCCUCGAUGUUGCUCCCGUACCGCUUGAAACUGUCUUUGUGAGCUUGGAGAGCGAACUAACAAAGAGGCUUGAGAAUGGAGAGGGCACAUUUUAUCGAGACCAUCCUACCAACGGCAGGGGCAAGAGCGCUGGCAACUCUUCGCCAGAGGAGCGUCUUGUGACUUCUCUCAGAGCUGCUCUGAGUAGUCUAAAAGUCGUCCACUCUGGUGAUUUGUUUCCACUUCCCCUCCCCCCGCAUCCUCUCACCCAUGUGCCACCGAACCCGGGCAAGAUCAUGCUGUGCGAGCCAGUCGCCCAGGGUAUCCUGACCGAGUCAACCAAGAUCAUUCUUAUGCGCGGCCGUGUUCACACCAAGCAGAUCCGUCGCGUCGCAUCAGCGAGCCAGCAACUCAAUGGCGCUCGCGAGGACGAAUACGAUACCAGCACCGACCAAUUCUACUCUGCUGCUGAGGACCGGGAUAAGUCAGGCACCACGACCGAAGGGAUGGAGUCUGCCACUGAAACCGAAACUGAUCUGUCGGGCUCUGAAGAGGACGAAUUAUCGGACGACUCGAUGGAUGAUAUGAUCUCUCUGCAAGCUCCGACUCUGCCCACGACCAAUGCAAGUGGAGUUUCGACGCUACAACCGGGAACACCAAUGACUGUGGGCACUCUGCGUGGCAGAAAGGUGAGCGGCAUUAGCGGCAUUGCUACGCCUGGCUCUGUCUUUUCAAACUUUACCGCAACCACUGCUCGACCGGAUAGACCACGAGGCAGACUAUUCAAGGCUCAGGGCCUAAUGAAGCAGAUUCCUUCAGAUCUGCUUCACCCAAAGCCAUCCCUGGAAGAUGACGAGGAAGCCAGAAUCUAUGUCGAUGUAUCGUCCUUAACUAGGAUAGGAUGCUUUUCUGGCGACUGGGUUAGAAUUGAGGCUGCUGAGGAGCCCCCUGCCAAUGGAUUCGGCGCCUUUGGCCUGGGAAGUUUUGGACAGGCAGACUCGGAACCUGCCAAGUGGCGACCUGUUCGAGUAUAUGGUCUGCCAGAGGGUUAUUCUCAGCGACCUAUGACGAGGAUUCCAAGUGCAAAGCACGGAGAAAGAAGACUGUCUUUCUUUGAGUCGCAAAUCCAGCGACCCACUAGCCCUACGGCCUAUGCCUCUCCAAUUCUCCUCGCCAAUCUUGACGAUGCUUCCUAUCUUCGACUUUCCCCCCUGAAGAAGGCAUCUUACCAAGGCAAGGGUACCAUCCCCAGAUUCACCAGCGCAGCGCGGCCUCCUUAUGCUCGGGACAUUACCAUCCACCAUAUCCGAACCCCUAUCUCCGCAGAGAGGGCAUUCCAGACCGCCGUGCUGGGUGGCCUGAAGCGAUAUUUUGCGCAGAAGAUCCGUCUAGUCCGGAGUGGAGAUCUCAUCGCUGUGCCGGUCGAUGCUGAACUUGGCCGCACGCUCCAGGAGAUGCCCGGCGCUGGAGGCUCCGAGGUGGAUGAUGUGAUGGCACUCACCGCAGGCGGCCAGGAGACCGGAAAGCAGCCUUCGAGGUUCGACAGUGUCGCCUGGUUCAAGGUUGGACAUAUCCAGAUUCAAAAGGCCGAUGAGGACGAAGACGGUACUGCUGAUGCCUUCUGGGGAUCUGUUGCUUGCAUCGAUAGCUCGUCCGUAGCCAUGCACGGCUCAGGGUUUGAGACAAGCCGGAUACCUGGUAUCAAGCAGAGCACAUGGCAAUAUUAUCUAGGUCUCAAGAAGACACCCAGGAGAGCAUCUGAAUCUACGCCUCCUGCGAUUCAGGAGCCCGAGCUGCCAUACGUUUCUCCCCUCAGGCGUCAGCUGAGGGAGCUGAUUGCUGCUGCCACGAGUGCAAGGGCAAUUCAUCUCAAGAUGCCACCCGUCGCAAUCCUGCUGACUUCUACGCAUCGCAAUAUCGGCAAGUCAACUCUCGCUUCCAGUGCUUGCUCUGAUAUGGGCCUGCAUACGUAUACGAUUGACGCCUAUGAUAUCCUGAGCGAGGGAAGUGGCAGUGGAAGCGAUGUUAAGACAGAAGGCUUCCUUAGAACAAGAGCAGAACGUGCUAUGAGCUGUGGCUCUGAUUGCUGCGGUUUGCUUCUCCAGCAUAUCGAGGCCUUGACCGCUGACCGGAUUGAGGCCACCAUUAAGGAGAUUCUGGAGGACACCCGAGUGCUCAUUGCCACCACGAACGAGGUUGACAAGGUGCCCGAUGGCGUCCGAGGACUGUUCACGCAUGAGCUUGAGAUGACAGCACCCGAUGAGGCGGAGCGUGAAUCCAUCCUCAAGUCUAUCAUCAGUGAUAAAGGCGUGAGCCUCGAGCCUUCUAUUGAUCUCAACUCGAUCGCCCUGAAGACUGCAGCCCUCGUGGCAGGUGAUCUGGUAGACGUUGUUGAACGAGCCUCAAUCGCCCAGCAGUCUCGCCUCGAGAAGCUCUCAAUCAAGAACACUAACGCUGAAACAACCGUUACUGUGCGAGACGUCCAGGUUGCUGGUGGCCCUCUUGCACGCUGCUUGACCAAGUCGGACUUUGAUAUCGCCGUGGAGGCGGCUCGCAAGAACUUCUCUGAUUCAAUCGGCGCACCCAAGAUUCCCAACGUCACUUGGGACGAUGUUGGUGGCCUGAACAAUGUCAAGGAGGCUGUCACCGAGACCAUUCAACUGCCGCUGGAGCGCCCCGAGCUCUUCGCGAAGGGCAUGAAGAAGCGAUCGGGUAUUCUGUUCUAUGGUCCUCCUGGAACCGGAAAGACGCUGCUUGCCAAGGCGAUCGCCACCGAGUACAGUCUCAACUUCUUCAGUGUUAAGGGACCCGAGCUGCUCAACAUGUACAUCGGAGAGUCUGAAGCCAACGUGCGACGCGUGUUCCAGCGUGCCCGAGAUGCUCGACCUUGCGUCGUCUUCUUUGACGAGUUGGAUUCAGUAGCUCCGAAGCGAGGUAACCAGGGUGACAGCGGCGGUGUUAUGGACCGAAUCGUGUCUCAGCUCUUGGCAGAGCUGGAUGGCAUGUCUGGUGGCGAUGAUUCGGGUGGUGGUGUCUUUGUUAUCGGCGCGACCAACAGACCCGACCUCUUGGACCCUGCCCUGUUGCGACCUGGUCGAUUCGACAAGAUGCUCUACCUGGGCGUCUCUGACACGAACGACAAGCAACAGACCAUCUUGGAGGCACUGACAAGGAAGUUCACUCUUCACCCGUCAGUUUCUCUCGCUUCUGUGGCAGAGCGCCUUCCAUUCACCUACACUGGUGCCGACUUUUACGCUCUUUGCAGUGACGCCAUGCUCAAGGCCGUUACGCGCCAAGCUUCAGCUGUGGACGCCAAUAUCAAAGCUAUCAACGCUGACCCAGCGACUCAGCAUCCAAUUUCGACCGCUUACUACUUCGAUCAUUAUGCCACGCCGGAGGACAUUGCUGUCAUGGUUACAGAGGAGGACUUCUUGGCUGCCAACGAUGAACUUGUUCCUAGUGUUAGCGCUGGCGAGCUGUCCCACUAUGAGCGCGUUCGGGCCAUGUUUGAGGGUGGUCGGGAGAAAGAGAAGGAUGACAAGCCCGCCCCGGUGCCCCAGCGCGUUGUGUCAGGUGCAUCAACGUCGUCAAAGGGCAAAGGGAAAGCUGUCGCAGGCAAGGGUAAGGGCAAGGCCAUUGCCCUGACGAGUGAUGAUGAAUUUGACGAGGAGGAUGAGGUUGAUGAUCUUAAUGGAAGAUCUAAGGGCAAGGGAAAGGCUGUCAUGGGCUUUCAGGACGGCACGGCGAGCGACGACGAUGGGUUGUAUUAG
Fusarium falciforme is the source of this 4152-nucleotide messenger RNA. RefSeq names its product Peroxisomal biogenesis factor 6. Gene Ontology annotation, molecular function: ATP hydrolysis activity; ATP binding. The transcript is spliced from 3 exons. Bases 1 to 4152 code for a protein of 1383 amino acids. Gene Ontology annotation, biological process: protein import into peroxisome matrix. The record is from RefSeq and is a predicted model, not a curated record. Gene Ontology annotation, cellular component: peroxisomal membrane; cytosol. Lineage: Eukaryota; Fungi; Ascomycota; Sordariomycetes; Hypocreales; Nectriaceae.